Molecule: messenger RNA, 762 nt
Organism: Arabidopsis lyrata subsp. lyrata
Lineage: Eukaryota; Viridiplantae; Streptophyta; Magnoliopsida; Brassicales; Brassicaceae
Product: calcium-transporting ATPase 8, plasma membrane-type-like
Exons: 6
Coding region: 159-695 (178 amino acids)
Cellular component (GO): membrane; intracellular membrane-bounded organelle
Molecular function (GO): P-type calcium transporter activity; ATP hydrolysis activity; ATP binding
Source: RefSeq, a predicted model, not a curated record
AUGAAGCUGAAAAGGUUCCAGCAGGUGAAGAACUGGAAAAAUGUGUACUCCCGGAGGAUGACCUUAUUUUACUAGCUAUUGUUGGCAUAAAGGAUCCCUGUAGACCAGGAGUCAAAGAUUCAGUUCAGUUGUGUCAAAAUGCUGGUGUCAAGGUCCGUAUGGUUACUGGUGACAACGUCCAAACUGCUAGGGAUAUUGCUUUGGAGUGUGGAAUAUUAACUUCAGAUGCGGAUGCCUCCGAACCCACUCUCAUUGAAGGAAAAUCAUUCCGCGCAAUGACCGAUGCAGAAAGGGACAAGAUUAGUGACAAAAUAUCGGUUAUGGGCCGAUUAUCGCCCAAUGACAAGCUUCUGCUGGUACAAUCUCUGAGAAGACAAGGGCAUGUUGUUGCUGUUACCGGAGAUGGGACAAAUGAUGCUCCUGCAUUGCACGAGGCAGAUAUUGGUCUUGCUAUGGGAAUAGCUGGUACAGAAGUGGCUAAGGAGAGUUCGGACAUCAUCAUCUUGGAUGAAAACUUCGCCUCAGUUGUCAAGGUCCUUUAUGACUUGAGCAGAAGCAUCCAGAUUCAUUAUGUACUCAGUGGAGUCUCUCAAGAAGUUGCGUCUCCUGUCAGAAUCCCAGAAAAAGGGAUGUUGAACCGCGUCGGAAGCAGUAAUACUGCAACUACUGCAAAUACAAACCCACAAAACCAAUAAAUUAGAAACAACAUUUGUCAAGUAAAUCUAAAUUAGAAUCUAAAUCAAAUAAAUUACCCUUGAUUCC